This is a messenger RNA of Rotaria sp. Silwood2, 801 nucleotides long. Lineage: Eukaryota; Metazoa; Rotifera; Eurotatoria; Philodinida; Philodinidae. The record is from the annotation of a GenBank genome assembly.
AUGUUAACCAUAAAUUAUUCUUCUAUAAUAACUUUUGAAAACAAUGUUUCUUAUUUCAUAAAUGAAAAUUCAUGUAUUAAUUCAAAAUAUGAUGAACAAAGACAUUUAUCAACAAUAAAAAUGAAUGAUAUUAAUGAUUCAAUAAAUAUUUAUAGACUUAAUCAACAUAUGCCAACAAAUUCAUCUUGGAUAGAAAAAUGUAAAAAACGAGUUAUUCGUAUUUUUAAACAAAUUUUUAAAUCAACAACAAUGACUAAGAAACAAGAUUCGAUGGCAACAAUGAAUUCAGUUCAUCAACAAUCAACAUUUAUAUAUGAUCCUGAAAUUGAUUUACGUGAAGAACAUAUUACAUUAAUAUCAAAACAUUUAUUAACAACAUUACGUGAAAGUAAAAUAAAACAUUUAUCAUGUAAUAAUUUAUUUCUUCCAUGUAAUCAUAUUCGAAAUAUUGCUCAACAAUGUUUAAUUAUGUCAGCUGAAGAACCAUUUGGUAUUAUGGGUGCACAAAUAAAAAUAAAAUUAACAUUAUUAUCAUCAAAUAUGAAAUCAACAAUAGUAAAAUAUUUACCAAUAAUAAGAAUAAAUUCAAAACAAAAAACAAUAUUUGAAAUUGAAAUUGAUUUACAUGAAGAUACAAAAGUAUUUACAUUAAGAAGAUUUUUACCUGAUAUUAAAUUAUUUAAACAAUUUAAAGAAAAAAGUUCAUUAUAUGUAAGUCCCCGGUGUUUACUUGUUAAAAAUGUUUUUUAUAAAACAGCUGAACCAAAACAAGCGAUUGUUAAUUCAAUGACAUUAUCUUAA